Messenger RNA from Paraglomus brasilianum, 978 nucleotides. NCBI's taxonomy places the organism in Eukaryota, Fungi, Glomeromycota, Glomeromycetes, Paraglomerales, Paraglomeraceae. The record is from the annotation of a GenBank genome assembly.
AUGACUACUUUAUAUGGUGACUCAAAUUCGAAUUUGUAUUCAAAUGUUUCAACUAGUGCAAGCUUUACAACCCAAAGUUCCACUGUUUCAACUGUCUCAACUUCUUCUCAUAUGCCACUUCGACUGAGCAAAAAACUCCUUAACCAAGCCAGAGAUCGCUUGCUUGCGCUUCAAGAAAAAUUGGAAGUGGAUGAGGAUACAAAGCCAAUAAUUAUCGCUGAAAAUGUGUCUCUUGGAGACUACAUCAAGUAUCGCAAAACUGACCGAAAACUCCCUGUCAGAAUUCGCUUGGUUGACGGGAAAAUUCUAGCUUAUGAAGUACCUCUUACAUCCCAUGGAGCCGUAGUAGGCAGAAUUUCAAAAAUGGUAGUUGUCUGGAAUAAUCAAUUAGAUUGUGCAUAUGAAGAAGAUCUUAUUGUAGGACUGAACAGUUACUAUACAGCUGACCUUACCAUUCGACCACAAGGACUUCCUAGAGCUCCAGCUGGACAGGAACCCAACUCAGACGGAAAUGCAUAUCCAACAAUGGUUGUCGAGGUUGGCAACAGUGAACCAGUCCCUAGCUUACAUGAUCUUUCAGCGGGUUACUUUUCUCCACGAACGACCAUUCAAAUUUACCUUGCAAUCAAACUGUUUCCCAUUCGUCAGAACGGUACAAGGGCAAUGCUUGCGCUGCGCUACUUACGUACAAAUCACAACAAUACAGUGCCGGACAUCAUCAUAUCUUUUGGUACCGCGUCUCCCCACUCUAGUACAAUAGAAUUUCUUACAAAUGUAGUUGGUGUUCCACCUGCUAACAUAACUGGUGUUGGGUUUUCAGCAACUGCGUGCAACACCCCUGGUCUUCCGGAUUAUCGAUUGCAUAUUCCCGUCAUUGAACUUUUUAAUGGCGCCUCUGGCGGUGUCCCUGGGGCAUUUAAUGGGUUAUAUUUGGAUUUAUGGGAAUUGCAAAAUAUAGUAUUGACGUUAACCCGUUAA